Penaeus vannamei (Pacific white shrimp) is the source of this 792-nucleotide messenger RNA. The record is from RefSeq and is a predicted model, not a curated record. Lineage: Eukaryota; Metazoa; Arthropoda; Malacostraca; Decapoda; Penaeidae.
AUGUGUACCCACAUCCACGUACCCACAUCCACUUCCACACAUUCCACAUACCCCACAUCCCACCCACAUCCACGUACCACACAUCCACAUUGUACCACAUCCACUUACCCAAUCCACAUUACCCACAUCCUUGUACCCAUAUCCUUGUACCCACCCACAUCCACGUACCCACAUACCCCAACUACCCACCAUCCACGUAUCCACAUGUACCCACAUCCACGUACCCACACGUCUUCCCACGUACCACAUCCACGUACCCACAUCCCACGUCCCACUCCACUACCCACACCACGUACCCACAAUCCACGUACCCACAUCCACGUACCACAUACCCAUCCACGUACCCACAUCACACGUACCCAACACAUCCACAUACCCACAUCCACGUACCCACAUCCACGUACCCACAUCCACAUCCACGUACCCACAUCCACGAUUCCACAUACCACAUCCACGUACCCACAUACCCACAUACCCCACAUCCACACCCACAUCCACAUAACAUCCACGUACCCGUACCACAUCCACAUCCACAUCCAUAUCACGUACCCACAAUCCACAACCCACAUACCCAAUACCAACAUACCACAAUCCACGUACCCACCAUCCACAUACCCACAUCCACGUUACCCACAUCCACAUUCCAGUACCCACAUCCACGUACCCACAUUCCAACAUGUACCACAUCCACACCACAUCCACGUUACCCCACAUCCACGUAGCUAUACACCUGCGCAGUGUGCUCUCAUCGAUCUCCCAAUUCUUCACUUCUCUACUCCUACGCAUCUUUAA